AAAAAAAGAAAGUAGAAGAAUGUAAAUGAAAAAUUACUUUGAUUUGGCAGAGAGAGAUGAGAGGUAGAGAGAGAGAGAGACGUUGGGAAGACAGGCGAGCACGGGCAAGGCAGACUAUUCAGAGCAGAGGGUUUUCCGGUCAUGAGAAUCAGUUUACAACUCGGAAGGAGCAUGGAAGAAGGGAACCAUGGGGAUAUGACAGGGGAAUUUACAACCAAGCAACACCCUUUUUCUUCACGAACUUUCCCGAUGAUUGGAGCUACGGGGAUAUGUGGCGAACUUUUCUCAAAUUUGGGAGGGUUUAUGCCAUUCAUAGCCCACAGAGGAAAGGGAGGGAGGGGAGCAGGUUCGGAUUUGUAAGGUUUCUGGAGGUCAGAGAUGAAUGGGAGCUGGAAAGAAGGUUAAAUGGGAUAGUGAUUGAAAGUAUGAAACUGAGGGUGAACAGACCAAGAUACAAUGAGACCCAGAAGGCUACAAUAGAAGAAAGGAGGAAAGGAGGGAAGCUCCAACAACAGAGAAGCUAUGUGGAUGUAGUGAAAGACGGAAGAGAGGAAAAAGAAGGUGCGGUUGAAAUCAAAAGAAAAAGCCAGAUGAACAGAACAGACGGACAGCACAAAUUUCAAGCAUGGAGGACCAAGGAAAGAAGCAAUAACAGGGCAGGACUGGAGCUAAAAACCAUGAAGGAAGACGAAGAGUGGCUCCAGGAUUGCAUGGUCGGUACUGUUCACUCAAUCGAAGUGGUCCCAUUACUACAAGAAAGAUUUUACAUGGAAGGUUAUUUUACAUGCAAGGUCCGGCCAAUGGGUGGGAAGCUUGUCCUAUUGGAAGGAGGUGAUAAGGAUGAGCUAAGAGACCUGGUUGAAUUAGCAGCAGAUUGGUUAGCGCAAUGGUUUGAGGAGAUUCAACCAUGGAAGCUGUUGGGAAUCCCUCCAUCACCACUUGAACGCCUUGUGAGAAGGAGGUGAACAAUGGAUGGAACAUGGUGCGGUUUGUUGUUGUGUGGACUCUAUGGAUUAACAAAAAGGAGAAUGUGUU
Molecule: messenger RNA, 1035 nt
Organism: Rubroshorea leprosula
Lineage: Eukaryota; Viridiplantae; Streptophyta; Magnoliopsida; Malvales; Dipterocarpaceae
Source: the annotation of a GenBank genome assembly